CGACCACCCUGUGGCAGCACCGCAGUGUGCCGGUCGAAACCAGAAGCGGCAGAGCAUUGCGCCGGUUACAUCCAAAGUAGACUGUUUUUUGAGGACACAAAACUCCACCCUCGCGGGUCACGUAAUUCAAUUAAAAUGUUCCGUUUGUACACGUAAGAGAAAUUCACGGGUUCGCCGAGUGCCAAUGAUGUCCGAAUAAUUACAAGUGAAAACGUUCGUUCGUUGCGAACUACUUGAAGAAAAAUUGUCUCUAAUGACCGUGCGCAUUUGUUCAUAAGUCAACCGCAAUUAACAAUACAUUGUUACUCGAGUGUGCGUAACCUCAAUGCGCGCUGCGGAGAAUUUGUUACGAGUGAUCUGUUGAACGGUUGACCCCGCGCCGACGAGUACAACAAUCAAACUGCAAAGAUGUUAAUUGACACGGUCGAUUACAUUGUUUACAAUUAUCGGCAGUGAUUCGUAGGGUCUACGCGAGAUUUCUCUGAUAAUCAGUUUAUUUAUUCGUUGAAAUGCUUAUUCGUUGUUGCACUGACACACAUGUCUCCGUCGGGAACAUUGAAUGUGCAUACUGAACGAUAUACGACGUGAUAUAUACAUAUACAUAUUAUAUCUAUGUACACAUAUAUAUACGAAUGUUUGUCUAUCAGCUCCCGACAAGUCAUCGAGUCGUCAGUUUGCCCUGUUUGCGAGCACGAGAAACGUGGAUACCGUAUAUAGUCACAGAGAUGUAUCAUCCUGGUUAGAAAGGGCGUGUGUUUGCUUUCCGAUGCGAUAUCCGUCUCUCGUCCGCGUUUUUCAAUUGAUCGUGAUUAGAAACCGUUAAAAGGCGUAGUUGAAACGACAAAAUACCGUUUGACGAGCAAACCCAUGAAAGUGCAAAAUUUACGAUCCUUCUUUCGGUACAGAUUUUCGUCGGACUAAUCUCGAAAACAUAAACCCCUGGGCGUAGGUUGAAAUCGAUCAUCGCGCCAUCAACAGAAUUUCGCGGGGAAAACACGUCGCGGGGAUCUCUUGGUUAGCCUAUCGGGACCUAUCGAAGGUGAACGCGAUUUUGUUAAUAAAUAACGUUACGCUGUCAAAUAUUAUCAAUGGUGUUGCCAGAUCUGUUACUUCUAUGGGAUGGUUUUUAAAAGGAAAAUAAAUUUAAUCGUUGAAACGAAGAAAACAAAGGAAAGCUGUGCGUGUACAUGUUGCAUUACAAUUGUAGUAUCGAGCGUAGUUUUGUUAAUACACGAUUUAUCGAUUAACAAAUACAUUUACAUGUUGUUUACAUUGGCCUAGUGGAAAUAAUAAGAGGCGUGUUGAUUGCUAACGAUAUCAUUGUUUCGUGCUGUUAAUGGUAAGUUAGCGAUUCGCCGACCGUAAACACAUAAACCGGCUGUGAGUGAAAAUGUAAUUGAAGCACGUUUGUAUAUACCGAGCAAUUUAUAGUGCGUGAUUCCCGUGGGAAAUCCGGCUGAAAUAAGAGUAUUCGAUCGUCGGAAGUUCCGCCGCCCGGAAAGGGCCGCCAAAACGCCGUGCUCGAAUUCAAACGUGCGAGCAGCAGUUACGUAUAGGCUGUGAGGAGUCAACCGGUGAACUUACCUUAAAUAUUAAAGCAUUGUUACCGUCUCGUCGUUAUCGCUUCUAAUAUUCCGAGGAAUCGUUCGUGAAAACGUCCGGUAAAAAGAAACGUCAACGGUGUUUACAAAAGGAAUCGUAGUAAAGCGUUGUUUCGUUAUAACCGUUGAAUAUGCUGCAACUGUUGACUUCGUGACGUAAUACCGAAUUUCUAAUUGAUAUUUGCACACGUUACAUUGUUAUUAUUAUAGUUGUACACACGUUUCCGAGCUUGUAUAUCUCUUGUUGAAUCGGACGUGCACUUCGAAGUACACUUCGAUCAGCUUUUUUGACAAACGUAGUAGAUUGAUUCGUAUCGACCCGAACUAUCGAUCGACGGUUGUCGCGAUACACACGGGUGUCAAUCGAUACCGGCGAAACGACUAACGCGGGCGUGCAUGGGCAAAGGUCUUGCCUCUCGAGGAGCCGAAGUUCGGUCGAAAGCGUUAUAUUGCUGAUACGACGUGAAUCUAUAAUCGAUAUCGACGAUGUUUAAAUGCUGUGUGUGCAACAAGACUCCGAAGAAGGAGAAGCUGGGCGGCGAGGCGGCAAAGCAAAGUCAGAAAGCGAGCGACCCGCAGAUAGUUCCCGUCGAUUCGACGACGAUCGACGGUAACAGACAGAUCGGAAGGAACGAAAAGUUGAACGGCGACGUGCAGAGAUCGGAGAAAGUUUCCCCGUCGAUGGAGAAUUGUCCCGCGGAGCUGGUCGACGAUUUGACUGUCAAGAGUCCGUUGCCUUCCGGUAAACGCGACGAGGAUUCUUCUCGAUCGAGAAACGAAUCGAUAGUGGAAUCGAACGGCAAGAAUUGCGACGACGAUAUAGAAAAUGAGGACGAUCAAACGAAAGAGCAUACGAUAAGACGAGCAAGUGAAAUCAAGGAUGAUAGCGGAAACGGAGAAGUAGACGCGAGUGACAAUAUAAGCAUGAGCGGUGGUGUAGAGGGCGGGGGUGGCUUGAUGGCGGUGAUACUAAAUUCCGGUGUUUCUAAUACCGUGAAGACGAAUCUUUACGAUUCGUCCACCGCGUAUAUCGAGAGAACGAUCGACGAUGGACCGGAAGAGGAAGGUGACGAUUCUGUAUUCGAAGCUUGCCCGAACGAUAACACCGCAAAUAAGAAAUCACCGCCAGAGGUACGGUGCGGAGGUCUGUCAGUGCCUCGAUGGCUGUCGGAAGAGGACGACGGCGAACACGAUUCGGAAGAGUGCAGCGGAAUGCAAGAACCACCCGCGACGCCGGUCGCUCGCGACGAGCUAGCCUUAAGGCGUCACAGAUUCUUCUCCGAUUUAUUACAAGCCGCGCAAAAUGCGUCCGAGCACAGAGUGAGGUUCGACCCCCUAGGACCGAUGGUGCACACUGGCUGCGACUCUAGUGAUAAGGAAGAUCAUUUAGAAGAACUGGUAAAUCGAUUGGAAAGCGUAACCAAACGAUUGGAAAACGUGCGACAUCAACCGUUAGCUGAAACUCAAGAUACUGCCGUUCAAACGAAUACUCCUUCGCCGAGAAGGUCUAAACCAGUUGAGAACGGCACGUCGGUACAAUCUGCCUCACCUGUUCAGUCACCUGCGAAAUCAGCAUCAAGAAAAAUUGAAAGCAUGUCGGUCGCUGGCUACGAAGAUAUUCUGGCUGGACCUGUGAGAGAAUACUUGCAGUUGAGUAAUAAAAUUGGUGGAGAUGUGGCGGCUCACAGUAAGCUUGUAGAGGCAGCAUUUCAAAUUCAGCUCGACUUCAUUCAAACCGCAGCAACUCGGCCGGCGCCAGCAAACCAGACAGAACAGGUUGAUAUCCUAGCGCGCACCGCCACGCAAAUUGAACAGAUACAAAGUUUCCGCGAGAAGAAUAGAGCCUCUCCGUUCUUCAAUCAUUUGUCAGCAAUUAGUGAAAGUAUUCCAGCUCUAGGAUGGGUUGUUGUGGCACCUGCCCCGGCACCUUACGUGAAGGAGAUGAACAACGCCGGGCAAUUUUAUACCAAUCGCGUUUUAAAAGACUGGAAAGAAAAAGAUAAAGUGCAUGCAGAAUGGUGCAAGGCUUGGGUACAAACGUUAAGCGAUCUUCAGCAAUACAUAAAACAACAUCACACAACAGGAUUGGUGUGGGCAAAAAGUGGCUCUGCACCAGCAGGUAUACCACCACCUCCACCGCCGUGCAUGCCUCCUAUUGGCGAUGUGGCGCCCAUCGGUGUCGGCGACGACAGAAGCGCCCUUUUCGCGGAAAUCAAUCAGGGAGAAGCUAUUACGAAGAAUUUAAAGAAAGUAACUUCUGAAAUGCAAACGCAUAAAAACCCCUCGCUCAGAACCGGCCCAGCACCAUUUAAGGCCCCGGUAGUCGGUAAUGCCAUGCCGUCGAAGAUAGUACCACCUGCAAAUGCACCAAUUGACAAGCCACCAGUAUUCACUAAAGACGGAAAGAAAUGGCUCAUAGAGUAUCAUAAAGGAAAUAAGGAUUUGCUCGUUGAAAAUGUGGAGAUGAACAACGUCAUCUACAUGUUUCGAUGUCAAGAUAGUACUUUAGUUGUUAAAGGCAAAGUAAAUUCUGUUGUGAUGGACUCGUGCCGCAAAUCAUCUGUUGUUUUCGACUCUCUUGUGUCGAGCAUCGAAUUCGUCAACUGUCAGAGCGUUCAAAUGCAGGUAUUGGGUAAGGUACCCACCAUCUCCAUCGACAAAACCGACGGUUGCCAGAUGUACCUAAGCUCGGAAUCGAUGGAUGUUGAAUUAAUCAGCAGCAAGUCGAGCGAGAUGAAUGUCAUGGUGCCGAAAGGAAACGGCGAUUACGUCGAGUAUCCCGUACCGGAGCAGUUCAAGACCACGGUCAGUCCGAAAGGUCUCAGCACGAUCGCGGUCGACUCGCUUGGUUAAAGUCGUCUUACGGUUCAACAUCAUUCAUAGCCUAAACUAACUAUCCGUUUAAGAGUACGGCUCAUUAGAGGUAUCGUCUUCAGAGGAUUCAUCGAUUUCUUAUUUAUUGCUUCUUCGAGUUAAUUUAAGACGAAUCAGAAUAGGGGCGAUGAAUUAGCCAACGGAAUAGACUCAUCCGCGCGGUUAGGGUCGUCCCGUGUCCUGCGUUGGCAGACACGGCGUGUUCGAUUAGACAAUUUUUCACUACACAACGUUACACACACAGUCCCAUCUCGUUCGAUGCAAUAUCGCGUGCAUUUUCGUGGAGAUCAUCGACUCCGGUUCAGGCGAAAAUUGAAAUAUGAAGAAAGAUAAAACGAAGGUCACUCCUCUAAUAGAGAAACGAUUGCACGAGGUUCAAACGAUUACGCUCACGGAAUUUGAAUACGCGGGUAGUACCCGGAUAAUCUGCGACACGAUAUUUUGUAAUAUAGGAUUAAUUAGAUCUCUAGCGGUUGUGAUUCGUUCCAUACGUGUAGAUGGGAUAUCGACAUCCUCCACGAAACUGUUUUCGGUUCGCACGUCCGGUGCUGAUUCAUGGGGACAGUUUGUUGUAGGUCGGUUUAAGAGUAUAAACAGGUAUGGACAAAAGUUUUGCUACCUUCGGACCGCACUUUUAUACAUUUACACCGUUUUCUAACGUGAUCGAACUUUUGCCCAAACCGGUCGUCAAGAUGACUCGCCAAGGAAUUGCCGCUCGACGUUGUUUAUUUUCGGUUUUUCUUUUUAGCGGGUGAUUAGAGCGAGUAUCGCUCGGGCGCACCGGGAACAUAGAAUCGGAGAUGAUUUCGGAACCAUUUCUGAAGCGUUCGGGCGAUGUCAUAUCAAUGGUUGGAUAUAUCGUCUCUUGACUUUUGCAACAAAGACUGUUCAUCACGAUCGAUCGAGGAGUUCCGUCAAAAUUUUGACCCGUUGUCGAAAAUUAUAGUAAUUAACUAUACUAAGGGUACAUCGCUUCGGUUCAGGAGUCUUCCGAGUUUACAAGUAUCCGUGAUCUACCGAAUAGAAUAAUCGAUUUUCGUUUUUCAUUUAAACGAACGUUACUUAGUUGGCCAAGGUGGUCGUUCUCUUAACGAAAAAAAAUCUUCGAAAUUACGAAUCCUCGCCAAAAUAGCAAGAGCAUAUUAUUUGCUACAAUGAUUGGAUGAGAGCACGUGCCGAAUGAAGAUUGUUCUUCACAUCUUCUCGAUCACCUUAGCCAGUUAACCGGAACGUUAUUCGCGGAAGGGCCGAUUAACCCGAGAAUCUUCGAGGUUUUCCGCAUGCACGCUGCUCUAUGCGCGUGAAAUGAUCAAAAAUGAUGGACGUGCAAAAGUCUGGAUGGUCCACUUGGUUAAGGGGAGGAAAGCUAUUGCGAACAAUGAUGGAGGGGUAUGUUGUGAAACCUGAAAAUUGAACAUCAAAAAAAAGCGUGCUGUUUGAACGUGACGUAAAUUACAUUGUGAUUUUUACCACUUGGUAUAUUGUGCUAAUCGUAGGUAUAAUGUAAUAACUAGCGCUCUACUUAAAAGCGGCACGAUGAUAAUAGAGUAACGAGAUCGUUUUAGGAUUAACAAUGGAUUCAAAACAGUACGAUCCUUCUUUAACGAAUGGACUGCAAAGAGAGGGAAUUCGAAUGGUCCGACUUCAUUUGUCUAUUUUGUAUGCUACUAAAAAACGUGUUUCGCGACGGAACGAUGAUUUAUCGACUGAUGUUCUUCACUCCCAAGGAUCGUAUUGUUCUUAACAUGAUAGACUUCUAACAGCUUUCAUUUUUAAUAUCGAUAGAGUAUUGUAUCGAGAAUAAUCAAUAUUUGUUUCCAAAUAUGAUUUUCAGUGCUAUUUCUAAUUGUCCUAAUAAAAUGAAAUGAUAUACCGUCUAUAAUAACGCCUGUAUUGUUAUUGCUCUUGAGAAACGUAUCGACAACGUAACGUCGUCGAUAGGCUGCGGAGUUUUAUGCAAAAUAUGAAUGAAUGUGCAUCGAUUGCAAUACAGAAGCUGCUUAGGCAUUUACUCUAUGGCUUAAUAAAUCAAAUGAACUCGGAAUAAUGUUAUGGUACUUUUAAAAUAAAUUCUUCGAACGA
Molecule: messenger RNA, 6557 nt
Organism: Megalopta genalis
Lineage: Eukaryota; Metazoa; Arthropoda; Insecta; Hymenoptera; Halictidae
Gene: capt
Product: adenylyl cyclase-associated protein 1
Biological process (GO): cell morphogenesis; cytoskeleton organization; actin filament organization
Cellular component (GO): cytoplasm
Molecular function (GO): adenylate cyclase binding; actin binding
Source: RefSeq, a predicted model, not a curated record